UGCGCACAUCACAUGACCUACCUCGUCAGCGUUUGUCAGGUCUUUUCCGUAUCCUCCUCAGCUUUCCUGUCUCUUAACUUCAACCAUAUUUGCUCCUGUUUAUUUUGCUUGACAUUUCAUGUGGCAGCGGGUCUUAUUGUGUGUUGCUCGAACAGAGAACUGCGCUGCAUGUUUGUUAACCUGUGUCCCAAAUAAAAUUUCGCUCCAUUCAGAAACGACCCGAAGAGCCACAGCUAGCCUCUGGUAGCCCGCUAGCAGCUGUUCAGCUUUGGGGAUAAUAGCGUCGCUGUGAGGCAGCCAACCAGGCACAAAGGGCAGGUUCUAUGACAUACGACCAUCAACCCCGAUCAGAGGAUGUACCCACCUUCCAGAAAGGACUUCAUCUCUCUGACACUCAGUGACUCACACAGUCAGACCUACAACAAUGGCAAACACCGAAGGCAGUCCUGCUGGAGAAAAUGGAAGCAGCUGUCUCGGCUCCAGCGAAGCCUCAUCCUGUUCCUGCUGGCUCUGCUGCUCAUAUUGGGACUGCUCUCCUACGGCAGCAUCACAGAACAUUGGAGAGGUUUGUCUGACCAGGAGGACUGGCUGGAGUUGAAUGACAGAGAAUUAAAGGCCAUUCCUCCAGGUGUGAAGCCAGUGUUGGGUCAGGCUGCAGGUAAAGCUCCAGCUCCGGUGGCGGGACCUCAUUUGCGGCCAGCUGUUGUUCCAGAGGCUGCGGGAGAAGCCAGAGGACCAAAUAUCCCCAUAUUGGUUAAGCCUCCAAUUAAGAAAAAGAUAUUUGCAAACAAAAGAGGUCCACCAAGCCUACACAAAGAUGGAAAUGUUUCAGACACGGUCGGCCGGGAGAAGCAAGAGCAGGUUGUUCAAGAGGAAGAAGGCGAGGAGGAGGAAAAACAAAAGAAGAUUGUCAGCUGGAGAGGAGCAAUGAUUGAAGCUGACCAGGCUACAGAACCUCCACCCUCAGCCAAUGAGAAAGAGGCAGCAGCGCCCCCAGCACCUGCCAACCCAGCUGACACUGUCCCCCUAGAAGCUUCACCUGAAACUAGAGAGAGACUGGAGGCAGUAUGCGAUGCCUUCAGACAUGCUUGGAAAGGCUACAAGGACUACGCCUGGGGUCACGAUGAACUCAAGCCCAUCUCCAAAUCUUUUGGUGAAUGGUUUGGACUGGGUCUGACGCUGAUUGAUGCUUUGGACACCAUGUGGAUUAUGGGCCUAAAAGAAGAAUUUGCAGAAGCAAAGACCUGGGUAGAGAAAGAUCUGUCCUUUAACAAGAAUGUGGAUGUGAACUUAUUUGAAACAACCAUACGUAUCCUGGGGGGGCUGCUGAGCACUUACCAUCUAACAGGAGACCAGCUUUUCUUGGAAAAGGCUAAAGACCUUGGCUCCAGAUUGAUGCCUGCCUUCAAAACACCUUCAAAGAUUCCCUUCUCAGAUGUCAACAUUGGAAAGGGAACAGCACACCCUCCCAGAUGGACAUCAGACAGUACGCUCGCUGAAGUCACAAGCAUUCAGCUGGAAUUCAGAGAGCUGAGCCGCCUCACUCAGGAUCCACAGUAUCAGGAGGCUGUGAAUGAGGUAAUGACGCUGGUCCACAAACUGCCCGGCAAACAUGACGGACUGGUGCCCAUGUUCAUCAAUACCAACAACGGCCAGUUCACCCACAAAGGAGUCUUCACACUUGGUGCCCGGGCAGACAGCUACUAUGAAUACCUGCUCAAACAGUGGAUUCAGGGAGGCAAAACAGAAGACAAUCUGUUGGAGGACUACCUUCAGGCCAUAGAGGGAGUGAAAAAACACCUGGUGAGACAGACGGGACCCAGCAAGUUGACCUUUGUCGGAGAGUUAUCCCACAACCGCUUCAAUCCUAAGAUGGAUCACCUGGUAUGUUUCCUGCCAGGGACUCUUGCUCUCGGGGCCCACAACGGCCUCCCAGGGGAUCAUAUGGAUCUGGCUGUGCAGCUGAUGGAGACCUGUCACCAGAUGUACAAGCAGAUGGAGACUGGACUGAGCCCAGAGAUCGCACACUUCAGCCUGCAGGCCAGUGAUGGGAGUGAUGUUAUUGUGAAGCCUGCAGACAGACACAACCUGCUGAGACCAGAAACUGUGGAAAGUCUCUUCUACAUGUACAGAUUCACCAAAGACACCAAGUACAGAGACUGGGGAUGGGACAUGCUGCAGAGUUUCAAUAAGUACACAAAGGUCUCUGGUGGCGGCUACACAUCCAUUAACAACGUCCGCGACCCUCUUAGCCCCGGGCCCCGGGACAAGAUGGAGAGUUUCUUCCUGGGAGAGACAUUGAAGUACUUCUAUCUGCUCUUCUCUGAUGACAUGGAGCUUCUCAGUCUAGACAAGUAUGUCUUUAACACAGAAGCCCAUCCUCUCCCCAUAUGGCCCUCUCCACCUAAGUGAAUACUCUGGAGACAUCAGUAAAAAUCAGGCCCGUGGAGUCAGGUGCAUCUCUAAGUCUCCGUCCAAGCUGAACUGCUGUGUGAAAGCAGAUCUGUGCUGUCUGCCUGAUAUGUAAAGGAGUUUAAUUUGUUUUGUUCUGUUAAUUUUUCCUAAGGAAAAGGUUAGUGACAGAGCUGGUCUCUAAUGUAAAAAAGAAAAUACAUUUUAAAAAUCAGAUCAAGCUACCGGGAACACUUUUCUUUAGUACUUGGGUGACUGAGAAUCUUCUUGUUUGUUCGUUUUUGCCAUGCGAGUUCAAAAACUCUCAUUAGUCCUACAUGUUGAGGAGUCCUGGCUGUUUAGGUGUCUGUUGACUCUCAUGCUUGAAGGGCAGUGAUUGAAAUGUUUUGAGUACUUUCAGCUGAAUUUUAUAUUUAAACGGUUGGCUCUAGUGUGUGAGUGUGGUGUGAUGCAUAGUUAUCUUUACACUGGCACUUAUUCGCAUAUAAAAAUGACACACAAGUCAAAAACCCCUCAGGAUUUUGUUACUCCAUGUGGCCCUAUACCCCUGUGUGUGGGAGCUAUGGGCUACUGCAGCGCAGCACACAGGGGAUCAGUUCCAGGUCACAAGUCAGUGCCUAGCUGCAGAGGAAAUCAGUUUUCCUAAUACUGAACAUUUAUGUCUUUGAUUUAAAAAAAAAAAAAAAAAAAAAGUCUUCAAGUAAAAUAUUAGGACAAAUACCGAUUUUACACCCUCAUGCUGUGCAGCUUCCAGCUGUUGACCUCCGUUACUUUUCAUUGCUAUUUUUGUUUUUUGUCUUCUUCUAUAUCACUUUUACACUUUUAGCAGUGAUUUACAUGAUACUGCAAAAUAAAGAGUUAAAUGAAUUAAAGCUUCCUGAACAGCCAUAUCUGUGUUUGUAGAGAAAAAUGUGGCUGUUGUUUACGAUCUUUACAUUUUGUGUAGCAUUAAAGCAGUCGUGGUUCUUUAGGUGUUACCUGUAUGCCAGUAAACUGGCUCUACAGAUGUAAUAAGUCUUGAAUAAUAAUCUUGACACAAGAAGCUUUUCAGUCUUUGUAGUCUGUCUUCUUUCAGAGUACGUAUUUGAUCAGGCUUUGGUUGAAUGCACUUACUAAAAUACAAUACUGUAACCACCACUCAUUUGAGCUUCUUGUGUACUUUACACAAAAAAAGAGUGUCAUCAAUGACCUGCAAUCAGAUCAUGGAGUCUUGGCCUGGAAUAUCUCCCCCCCCCCCCCCCCCCCCCCCUUAUUAAUAAAUAAAUAAACAAGGUGUCUACUCUACUCUACUCAGCCAGAGUGCUUUUCCUUAAAUUGGCAGAUGUGGACAUUUAGAAUUUUGUUUUGACAUCAUAUUUGGCAGUAAGUUUAAUGCUUACUGUAUAUUUAGGCACUAAGUUUCAAGGUGAAGAUGCUAAACUGUUUGAUAGAGAACUCCAGUGACCUAAUGAUCCCCUAUAAGUAAGCACUUGGCCUCAGGGGGAAGGAAGAACUCAAUUUUUUUGAGAAGGGAAGACUGGCACAAACGGGCUUAGGGAGGUGCAGCCUAACAAUAAUAAUAAUAAUAAUAAUAAUAAUAAUAAUAAUAAUAUCAUCAUUACUAUUGUUAUUAUAGAUAUAUUAUUAUGGUAUUGAAUAUAUUUGCACUCACAGUGCUUAACAAAUUUAUUAGCCCGUCACAAAAAGAAGAAAACACAAAUAUUUGAGAAAUCUUUGAAAAGCUUGAACAAAAUUCUUAUUUUUAUACCCAAAUUUGAGCCGGCAAACUGCACUUAUAGGAAGUCAGAAAUUAAGCAUAACAUGCAAUCACAUAAUCUAUUUUUUGUGUUCAGUAAUGCAAAUAAAUGUAAUUUGGCUUCUUAAUGAUAUAUAGAUAGAUCUAUCUAUCUAUCUAUCUAUCUAUAUAUCUAUUGGUUAAAAGUCAUAAAGAUGACUAAUUACCAAUAUAGGUAAUUUAGGGAAGCUGUGGAAUAAACCUUACACUCAGUGAUUGUUUAAUAGAUUUGUUAAGCACAAUAUAUUCUAUAAAGGGAAAUUUCUAUGGUUGCCAUACAGUUUUAAGCUGAUAGUUUAAGUUUAGAUGCAAACAAACCUACUAACAUUAUCAUUCCAGUGUCAGGGACGGUAUCCAGUAUUUGGCCCUGAUAUCAUUUUUCUCUGUAAAUUAGAUUUGGAAACAAGGAGGUCAUGUUAUAUUCAAGGGCUAGACCACUUGGAUUCAAUAAAACAGAUACUGUUUCUGUGUGGAGUACCGGUGCAACACAUUCUUGUGUUUUGGCUGGUGAGUUUCUAAUGAGACAAAUUCACGUUAUAAGAGGAAGCAGGUAUUCUCUUCAUUACUGCAGUGACACUCACCUGUAACCUCUGCAAACAGCUCUGUAUCAGAUGAUCAGGAGCUCAUUGUUUGGUUGUUUUUAUCUAGAAAUGUGUUCCUUUUUAGUUCUGUUCUGUUAUCAGCUGAAGUAAAAACCACUCCAUCAGAUAUGCUAUAUUUCCCUUGACUAAAAAUCUUGUAAAUCUGUAUCUUUCAGUGCCAUUCUGAGCUUCAUGUGGGCCAGAAAAAAGGCAUUACUCUACUUGUAUUUGGACCGCCUCCCCCUAGUUUGGUACUGUGCAGGCUGAAAUUGUGGCUUAUGGGUUUGAGAGUUUAAUUAACAAAUUUGUGCUGGGUUCAAUAGGUAACAGCGUAUCUCGCUCAACUCUGACUGUGGAGAGGAUUCAAAAGUCUUUCAUUCAGGAUAUUUGUUCACAAAGCCAAUGUCACAGGCAGAUUUUGCAAACUUCCUUCAGAGGCAAAACUGGCUGAAACUGACCCAAAUCAAUCUGCUUUCAUGGUAACUUUAAAUUUGUUCAGUUUUGCUACCACAGCAGUCGUGGGGUUUCUUGUAAGACCCAUGUAAAUUGGCAUUGAUGCAUUUAUAGAAAGACUUUAAGAAUUUCUGAAGCCCAUGCUGCAUUGCCACAGAGGAAAUACAUUCUUUAUGAAUGCAAAUGACUUCCUACCAUCUCCUGAUGUCUUCCCUGGGAAUCUGUCAAAUACUCAAGUUUUAUGGUGGAAAUGGACGGAGAUACUAGUCUGACUAAAAGCUUGCAGGAAAAAAAACAUCUGUUUAAUGCUUGACAGUAAAGAGAUUGAAGCUAUGAGGGAUAGUCCAUAUACACAUGUGGGUUUGACAUGGCUCAGGGACCCUUUGCCAACAGAAGGAGUGUAAGAUCGCCUAUUCGUCAAAAACAAAUGUUAAAAAUAUGUGGUAAAUGUGAUCUGUCAUUAUGGUUUCCUUUUACUGGGCUAAUACAACAAAUAGCUGGUCAUUCUAAUGUUCUGACAUGUUUAAGACGGGGAUUGAUUUUUUUUUUUUUUUUAAACUCAUCUAUCCAAAGUACUGAUGAGCUUAUGCGAUGGCAAGGUGUCUUCCGUCCAUCUGUCCACAAUUCACAAGAAUCACUACUCCUCCAAAAACAUUGGUCAUAUUUUAGUGAAACUUGCACACGAUUAAACCAGACUGAGGGCAUAUUUGUCAUUUAAUGACCACUUUUAAAUUUUUACAUGAGUCACUACUCCUUCUAGAGUAUUGGUCAGAUUUUAGUGAAAGUAUAUAAUUUGUCCUGGGUAUGAUUGUUGAAGUUUGUGCAAUGUAGUUUUUAUUCUGUACUUUGAACAUUAAAAUAAAUUAUGAAUUGUGAUUUUGUUUAAGUUUUUUUUUUUUUCUAAAUAUGUGAUUUAUUUUAAUUUAUGAUUGAUUCAGAUUUUGUUUAUUGAUAAUGAGAUGUCAGAUCUAUCAGAUGAUUAUAUAGGGCCACAUGGGAUGCCUGGUUUUCCUUAUGAUAAUGAUAGAAAAAAAAAAUCAAUUUCGUAGACUGAUCCAGUGCACUGUAAGCACUGCUUUAAAGAUAGUUGAUCACAGACUGCUUCUGAUUUGUAUCUGUUUUUGAACUAGAUGAAAUGUUAAGGCCCACUUGUAAAGUGGUCCUAUGUUGCUUUUCUUUAUUUUAUGACAUAUACUGUUACAGUUAGACUUUGAUCAAUAUAUCGGUCCCAACAAAAUCAUCAGUCUUGACUGAUGGCCAGUAUUAGCCAUUAACCGAUAUAAUCGAUAUAAUAAUCGAUAUAAUAAUCGAUUUUGACAUUUAAAAUGGCCACAAAUGAAAAUUUAAAAGCAGAGUUGGAAGAAACACCCUUUGGCAAUGUUAUGGGUUUUGCAAAGUUGAGCUGGGCAGAGCAGAAAUGAGUAUUCCACAUCUGAUGGCAAAACAAAAUUAUUUUUAAAAUCUAUCCAUUUUCUGCCUCUUACCUGAAUCUGGGUCACCUGGGCAGCAGCCGAAGGAGAAAAGCCAGGACCUCCCUCUCCCCGGCCAACCUUCUUCAGCACAUACAGGACUAAAUUAUAUUCUAUGCGCAACAAGUGUUAGGAAAAUCAAUUUAAUGUCUUUAAUCACAUAUUAGAUAUGGCCAAAUUUUCAAAAAUGAGCUUAGGCUGAGGUAAAUUAUCUCCAUCUAUCGUUAUGACCACGGAAGCCCCGCAUACCUGCCUUUCAAACUUUGGUUGUCACACGCAAACAAAACAAUCAAAGGAAGGUGACUUAAGAGAAGGAACGGAAUCAAAACAAGUUGUUUUAGAGUGCGAAGCAUAAGAUAAAUGAGCAUUAUUUUUAACUGUGAACAAUAAAGGGACUCCAGUAGAGUCCAAGAGUAAAGAUAUAGAGCAUAAUGGGUCCACUCUAACAUCAUGUUAAUAAGCUUCAUCCACCAGAGAGCCAUACUGACCCACAUCUUUGAAUGUACACUACUGUUGCCACCGUUCUGCUGUGCCUGUUUGGAUGUAUGUUGUGCUUUGGUGGUUUUGUUUCCUCUUUUGUGUAAUUGCUGCUGCAUCAGUGGUGUUUAUUUUUGAGUGGAAGUUUGAGCACAGAAAAAUUAAAAGUCGGGCUUGUAUUUUUAAUCAGGGUGGGUGGAUGACAAAAAAGCGGUGUACAUAUUUUAAUGUAAAACGUUCCUACAGAAUUAAAUCGAUGUCCUGAUUUCUGAGCCUUUUCCCGUUUUAAUAUUGUGUAACGUCAUGUUGAAAAAAUGUGAAAAAAAAAUAAAUUGAAAGAUGCUGUUUUUGUUUUGCUCUGUUGGGUUUUUUCCCCGUUUUUUUUUUGUUUGUUUGUUUGUUUGUUUGUUUGUUUGUUUUGUUUUGUUUUGUAUUUUUGUUUUUUGUUGUUGUUGUUUUUCAAGGCAUAACCAUUGUCGCACCAGCUUGUCAAAGAGUUGUUGAGAUUCAGUAUGAACCAAACUUUUUGACCAACUAGCAGACAAACAUAGCCAUAGCCUCUCUCUCUCUUGCUCUCGCUCUCUCCCCCUCCCUCCCUCCCCUGUAUAAUCUCUAUUUUUCCCACAUCUAAUUUAACAAGAGUUUUGCAGAAGCUGAAUCCUAUAAGCAGCUGGCUUUAAGGGAAGUUUAACAUUUACUGAGACUGAUGUCUGUUGACUGAGUUUCUUUUUUCCUCCCUCACUGCACAGCAGCAGGGGGAUAAUUAAAUCUCCUAGCAUCUGUUCUACACCGUCUCAUUUACAGUUUUCUAUGGUUUAUAAUUCAAUUCUUAAUUCCUGCUGUAUAAGAAAUCAUGAAAAAAGCUGUGUUAACGUGUCUUGAGAUAUGUAUUUAACCUUGUGUGUUAAUUAUGCCAUGCUUCAACUGCACUUAUUAUGGUGGCACCAUGACAGUGUAAAAGUUAAACACGGCUUGUGUAUCAGAAAGUGAACCCCAAAUGGAGUUGGUUUAUGCCUCCAUUAUUUUUAAUGGACACUAGAGGGCAAAAUGUGUGAUUGGAUAAAGAGCUCUCGUCCUGUUGAAGUCUAUGGUGAAAACGGACACAAACACUUUCUUGUGAGUUUAUACGCUCAGUCACUCAAUUGGAAUGAUCCAGCGUUAAGUCUGUUUUGUACGUUUUGGUCAUUCUAAAAUUCGGAAAAGAUGAUAAUCCAUGAAAUGCUCAAUGGCUAACGACUUGUGAUUCAUUCAUCUUUUAUACAGUGUAUGGAUGGUACAAUAAACACAGCUUUAUCAUAUCGUAAUAAUUUUUUUGUGCCUAAUUGUACAAAAAGUCUUUUGUAAAGUGUUUUUCUCUUCUUAAAUAAACAUGUGUACAUGAAGUGAAAUGGAUUCAACAAAUGUUAUAUUGCAAAAUCUUGUCUGGUUUUCUUUCUUUUUGAGAAGCGAUUGUACAAUUUAAUGUACAGUAUUUGUAAAAACUAUUUUAAUUGCCGAUUGGCAGAAUAUACCACUUAUGAUUAUGUCUGCUAUAUUUUUCAUGAAAUGUGGACAAUAAAACGUCAGCACUGUCUGUUGGUUCCUGCCUGCACAGGCUCCUGCUCCACCGAGUGUCGCCAUGUCGGGGACCUAAGACGUUGAUCAAUUUUGUUUAUGCUGUUUCAGUCGACUGAUUGAGCCACUUGAGGAAAAAAACAA
Messenger RNA from Oreochromis niloticus (Nile tilapia), 8864 nucleotides. It is a transcript of the gene man1b1a, whose product is annotated as mannosidase, alpha, class 1B, member 1a. Gene Ontology annotation, biological process: carbohydrate metabolic process; mannose trimming involved in glycoprotein ERAD pathway. Gene Ontology annotation, molecular function: mannosyl-oligosaccharide 1,2-alpha-mannosidase activity; calcium ion binding. The transcript has 14 exons. The record is from RefSeq and is a predicted model, not a curated record. NCBI's taxonomy places the organism in Eukaryota, Metazoa, Chordata, Actinopteri, Cichliformes, Cichlidae. The coding region runs from base 355 to 2412 and encodes 685 amino acids. Gene Ontology annotation, cellular component: endoplasmic reticulum; membrane.